This is a messenger RNA of Cylas formicarius (sweet potato weevil), 2274 nucleotides long. RefSeq lists its product as uncharacterized. NCBI's taxonomy places the organism in Eukaryota, Metazoa, Arthropoda, Insecta, Coleoptera, Brentidae. The record is from RefSeq and is a predicted model, not a curated record. The transcript is spliced from 9 exons. The coding region runs from base 415 to 1995 and encodes 526 amino acids.
UCUAUCUGAACGGAAUAUCUCAGAUAUCAUGAUGAUGAUUUCAGUAUUUAUGCAGUUAUUAUGCAAAAUCACCAACGGUAAUUAUGCACAAUUCCUAAAAUGUUGCGUUAUUAUGCAUUCUAACAGUUUUCGGAUAGUAGAGGUAAAAUAUUCACUGGAAAGGCAGUGACCCACUUCGUACUCUUACCAUUCGAAAAUUGUUAUCAUCUUCGGUAAUCGAGUUUAAAACCUUUGGACGGAUUAUCCGGGCCGGGUAACAAGUGGAUCAACAAAUGCCGCCCCCAUCACCACCGGUGCGCGUCUCCCGCCGCCGCCGCCGCCCGGAGGUGGGGACAGGCUCGUUGAAAAUCACUGCCGUUCUAGUCUUUGUCAGUGUUCGCUCAACGCACCCCGUUUUAUACCGGCGGCGCGCUCAUGGCGGUCGACGACCCAAGGACGAAGCGAGACGACGAGGAUAGGCUCGCGAGGGGGAGGGAGGUGGUCCACCUCCCGGUGAUCACGGUCGAUCAGCUGUCGAGUCAUAGGAAGAAGAAGUCAGAUGGCGCCGCCGCUUUGGACAAUCUGCGCGUGUUGAGCGGCUCGUUCCGCCACCUCAAAUCGGAAUAUACGAGGAGGUUCAAGAGGCUCGAGCUGCCGGAGGUCGGCCAAAGGUCACGAGGACCGGAACUCGACGAUCCGUCGAAAGAAACGGUCGAAAGGUCAGCCCCGUCCGAUUCGCCACAAAUUAUUCAGUCGGACGUGCCGCCAAAUGUCACGUCGGCCAUCAGAUUGUACCGGCCCAAACUAUCGCGGAGGAGCACCAACUUGAAAUUAACCGGCGAACGCUACUUCCUCACCAGCUACGCGGAAGACUUCAUCAGGUACCUGAUCAAAGAACGAGCCGAGCUCCAGAGGAGAGCCACGACGUUGAAGCUUUUUGGAGACAUGGAACACGGGACUGAGUCCAGGAGGAACUUCGUCCCUUACACCAACGUCUACCGACCUCCCUUGUGUAAAAAAGUCACCAAUUUGCACUUGUCAGGUUCUCUGCUCCUCGACACUGAAAACCGAGACCAAUUCCUGCCAUUCAAAAUAGAAAGGCGUGGUGCCCUGACAAAGACGCCCACCAAUCUUCGCAUGGAAGGCACCAUAUUCUUAGAGCCAGAGUACAAGAGCGCGUUCAUAGAGUACAAAAACUACGAGAAAUCCAGGCCGGCGGCCCCGACGGACCAUCUCAAGAGCCCGGCAGACUUGAGCCCGGAGGAACGGGACGUCACCGGGACGAAACUGCAUCCAGUCAUCCCGUUUUUGAGAUCUGCAUCGCCCAGACUACAGGAGAGCCGAACACCAAGCAGACCUUCCUCCAGGUGUAGGCGAAACUCGACGGAAGCAGAGCCACGUGUCGCGAGCGUACCGCGAUCACCGAUGAGGCCCAAACCGCGACCAAAUGAAACCCCAACGAUUAAAAUAAACGACGAGGAAGCUAGGGUAGUAAGAAGGAACCAACGCAUCAAGUACACGAAGAAAUUGGAACCCAACAUGGCGCACGGGCUGCCGCCUCCGCCCCUAUGUCGUCCGCAGGAAUUGAAGUUGCCCGCUGUCAAGUGGAAGUCAUCUCCGAAGGUUGAGAUUGCGGCUCCCGAUCCGGAGAGGUUCGAGGGUCGGUUCGAAUGUCAGCCGGAAUACAGGAGGGCCUACAUCAAUUACCUGACGAGGGAAAGGCUGGAGAACAAAACGCCGCUCUUCCAACGGGACCCAUUGCAAGUUAGUGACGAUACAUCUGAUUUAUCUGAACCUAGCGCGUCGCGCGGCAGUAGCGACCCCGAAGCAGCGGCCAGAAUCCAGAGGAAUAUCGAGAGAAUGGAGUUGCUAGCUUUCGGCGCCAGAUGUCGGCUCGGUUCCGGGUCUUCCACAGGUUCCGGGAACCUAGGGCGGAGGUGCGGGUCGUCGUACGUGCGUCGGACGGCCGUAGAUGCCAAAGUGCCCGCUUUCGUUGUAGUAGAUGAGAUGUUUUAGACGAUUAGAGCGGGUUGCGAGAAUAGAUUGCACCAGCUAUCCGUGUUUUUAGGCAAAAUUGUCGACUGUUCUGAACGAUCCGUGACGUUACUAAUUAAUCGAAUUAGUUUUAAAAAAAUGACAUCGACAAUUGCUUGACAAUUGCCUAUAAUUACAGUGAAGUACAUUACGAACAAAAGUCCAGCUCACGUAUAAAAUUGGAUCAAGAUACCACUUUACAUUGUAUCACGUACACACAACAGUAUUUUCAAUUGGUUUAAUAAUAAAAAGCUCUGGACU